This is a messenger RNA of Penicillium riverlandense, 5727 nucleotides long. RefSeq names its product DNA-binding ATPase. The record is from RefSeq and is a predicted model, not a curated record. The coding region runs from base 1 to 5727 and encodes 1908 amino acids. NCBI's taxonomy places the organism in Eukaryota, Fungi, Ascomycota, Eurotiomycetes, Eurotiales, Aspergillaceae. Gene Ontology annotation, molecular function: DNA binding; ATP binding; TBP-class protein binding. The transcript has 3 exons.
AUGAGCUCUCGCCUGGACCGCCUGGUCACGUUACUCGAGACCGGCAGUACACAGUUGAUCCGGAACACCGCUGCCCAGCAGCUGGCCGACGUGCAGAAGCAGCACCCGGAUGAACUGUUCAAUCUCCUAGGGCGUAUUCUGCCCUACCUCAGAUCCAAAUCCUGGGACACCCGGACCGCUGCGGCCCGCGCAAUCGGCCUCAUUGUUGCCAACGCAGACCUGUAUGAUCCCAACGAGGAUGAUGGCCAGCAGCUCCAGUCCGCGGGAGAUGACGACGACGUGGAUAUCAAGUCCGAGGUCAAGUCGGAAGACCAACCACCCGCAGCGAACGCCUGUCUGCAGCUCGACAGCUUGGAUAUCGCGUCCGUCCUCAAGUAUGGAAAGCGGCUGCUCGGCAGUGCAGGCAAAGAGUACGAAUACGCGCUGUCCUCUAUGGACCCCGUGACGCGAUUGGUCUACCAGAAGAAAACCCUGACGGGCCGAUUGGGUCUGGCCGGAGAGUACGUCGAAGAUGACUUGAUCGACGAGGCCGACUUGCUCCCCAAAGCAGCGACGCCAGCCCCGAAGCGGGAAUCAACAGCAGCGUCAUUUUCUAUCUCUCGAGAGAACAAUUUGCAGGACCUCAGCUCUCGGCGCUUGUCGUCACCCAGCGAAAAUGCCACCAAGGAAGAAAGCGGGUUGAGCAAACGGCAACUCAACCAGCUCAAACGCAAGAACAAGCAGAACGCCAAGAUGGGCGCCAACAAGGUGCGCGUGGUGGACUUGUCAUCUUCCCGACGGACCUCGGAUAACGUAGCGACUCCUGCCCCGGCGACGUCGACUCCGCAUCCCAUCAAGACCGAGAAUGGCGACUCCCAAAAUGGCGAGACCAAACCGGAUUACUUCUCCCUCGAGCGUUCGGGAGAUGAUGACGACUCGAAGAUUGUGUCGGAAUUUAAAGGGCCCAUCGCUCCGGAAAAGCCUCUCAUCCAACCCGACCUCGUGGACCAGGGCUCAGGGUGGCCGUUGGAACACAUGUGCGAAUUCCUCACAAUGGACAUCUUUGACCCCAGUUGGGAGGUCCGACAUGGUGCUGCAAUGGCCUUGCGCGAGGUGAUUCGCGUUCAGGGUGCGGCCGCCGGCCGCGCGGAGGGCAAGGAGCGGGCGGAGAAUGAUUCGUUGAAUCGCCGGUGGUUGGAUGACCUUGCAUGCCGCUUGCUCUGCGUUCUCAUGCUCGAUCGUUUUGGCGACUACAUCUCGGAUAAUGUCGUUGCUCCAAUCCGCGAAACGGUGGGCCAGACUCUUGGUGCUCUUUUGUCCCAAUUGCCACCCAAGUCUGUUCGCUCAGUCUAUCGAUGCCUCUAUCGAAUCAUCAUGCAGGUUGAUUUGGGCUUGGAACGUCCCGUGUGGGAAGUUUGUCAUGGCGGUAUGAUUGGCCUGCGAUACCUGGUCGCUGUCCGGAAGGAUCUUCUCGUCAAGGACGCGACCAUGAUGGACGGCAUCCUCGAGGCAGUCAUGAAAGGCCUGGCUGAUUUUGACGACGAUGUUCGAGCUGUUAGUGCCGCAACACUCGUUCCCAUUGCAGAGGAGUUGGUGACCUCGCGCUCCGGAACCCUGGGUCCUCUGAUGAAUAUCGUGUGGGAUUGUCUUUCCAACCUCCAAGACGAUCUCAGUGCCAGUACUGGUUCUGUCAUGGACCUUCUCGCGAAGCUGUGCACGUUCACCCAGGUCUUAGAUGCAAUGAAGGCAAAUGCCGCCAACGACCCCGAAGCCUCAUUUGGCAAACUGGUUCCUCGCCUUUACCCUUUUCUACGACACACCAUCACCAGUGUUCGCUCUGCCGUUCUCCGAGCCCUCAUGACCUUUUUACAGUUGGAAGGUGAAGGCAGCACGGACUGGGCAGAUGGCAAGGCGCUUCGCCUGGUCUUCCAGAACCUAUUGGUGGAACGCAACGAAGGCGUACUCAAACUCUCUCUCCAGGUUUGGUCUGAGCUUCUUAAAGCUGCCGAGCAGUGUGGCUCGUUCGGGCCCGAGACAGACUUGGCGGAUUCCAUCCAACCUCUUAUCACCCUGACUCUCGGCGCUUUUGGUGUUCCUAGAUUCCCAAUACCGAUGAAUGCCUCACUGUUCAUCAAGCCGUCGGGCAUACCAGUCGCCGCCGCUCCCCCAACAUCCGCAAGAUCUUCUCCUCCCGCCACGACGCCUGCUACCGAGGGAAAACCCGGACGCAGGCGCAAAUCAGAGAAGAAAGAACCCCCUCCGCCGUCAGCACACAAUGUCGACGGGCAUAUGAUAUCGGGAGAUAUCGACCUUGUUGGCGCGGACACGAUGCUGAGGUCCAAAAUCUACGCCUCCAAGGCCCUGGGCGAGCUUCUUUGUUACUGGGACAAGCACGAGCUUCCAAGUUUCUGGCCGACCGUCUUGGAGGGCCUCACGUUUUCAGGCUCAACAUCCCAGAUGUCGUCGGCUAUGGUUAUGGAAGAGUAUGCCCGGCGCUGUGUAUCUGACAGCAAGUACACCUCCACUCUAUGCGAACAUCUUCGACCGAUCAUGGAAGGCGAGAGACCGGCCUGGUAUAGCGACAUCGCAUGCUAUCUCCAUGUCGCCCGUGCUCAAUGCCAUUCGUUGAUCAAUACUUUCCGUGACCACGCACAUGUUUCGCCCUCUCGAUUGCCAACAUUGGCUGUUGUCGUCCAGGGAGAUGCAGAGGCCGGCCCUAAUGCCUUCUCACUCGCCGAUGCCGAAAAGAUCGUUGGACCCGACUUUGAUCGCCUGAAGAAGAACUUGACCCCCGCGCAGCGGAUCACCGCUACUCAAGUUCUGGGUGACACCCGGGUGACUGCCAGUGCCGCUGUGGAUGAGGCGCGAUCGAUGAGGGAACAGCGGGAUUUGCGUGUCCUGGCUGCAACUGCCGGCGCUUUGGUUGCCUUGCAGGAUAUUCCCAAGCGGCCAGGCCAUAUCAUUAAGGGCAUGAUGGACAGCGUUAAGAAGGAAGAGAACGUUGAGCUCCAGCAGCGUUCUGCGACGGCUAUCGCCUCUUUGGUGGAGCAUUACACGAAAGCGGCCAAGCGUGGUCCGGUUGACAAGAUCAUCGGAAACUUGGUCAAGUACUGCUGCAUUGACACGUCUGAAACCCCAGAGUUCGCGCAUAACGCCAACUUGGAGAAAUCGAUUUUGUCACUACGCAAAGAGGAAGACCGACGCGAUCAUCCUGAUGCAGCCAAAUUUGAACGUGAAGCCAAAGAGGCCCGGAUUAUGCGGCGGGGUGCCAAGGAUGCCUUGGAGCAAUUGACCGUUAAGUUUGGCCCAGAUCUUUUGGAGAAGGUUCCAAAUUUGGCGACAUUGAUUGAACGGCCACUGAAAGAUGCUCUGACCGCUGAUGAGCUACCCUCGGACAUCACCAACCCCGAGAAUGAACUCGGACAAGAAGUCGUGGAUGGGCUGUCUACCCUUCGCGCUCUUCUGCCCAAGUUCGACCCGGCCCUGUACCCGCGGGUGAUCGGUCUCAUGCCGGUCAUCGCCAGGGCACUGCAAUGUCGUCUUUCGGUGAUUCGAUAUGCGGCAGCCAAAUGCUUCGCUACCGUCUGCAGUGUCAUUACCGUUGAAGGCAUGACAAUGUUGGUGGAGAAAGUGCUGCCGACGAUCAACAAUGCGCUGGAUGUCCACCACCGCCAAGGUGCGGUCGAAUGCAUCUACCAUCUCAUUCAUGUCAUGGAGGACAGAAUCCUGCCCUAUGUCAUCUUCCUCGUCGUCCCUGUUCUUGGGCGGAUGAGUGACUCCGACAAUGAUGUGCGGUUGCUGGCGACCACGUCAUUCGCGACCCUGGUCAAACUGGUUCCCUUGGAAGCUGGAAUCCCCGACCCUCCAGGCUUCUCGGAGGAGCUGCUCAAGGGCCGCGAUCGGGAGCGGAAGUUCAUGUCUCAGAUGCUGGAUGUGCGAAAGGUGGAGCCGUUUCAGAUUCCAGUCGCCAUCAAGGCUGAACUCCGUCCGUAUCAGCAGGAUGGUGUCAAUUGGCUUGCCUUCCUCAACCGCUACAAUCUGCAUGGCAUUCUCUGUGAUGAUAUGGGUCUCGGAAAGACUCUUCAGACUAUUUGCAUCGUUGCCAGUGACCACCACAUGCGGGCUGAGGAGUAUGCCAAGACUCAAGCGCUCGAUUCUCGCAAGCUUCCUUCCUUGAUCAUCUGCCCGCCCUCUCUGUCUGGGCAUUGGCAGCAGGAAGUCCGGCAGUACGCACCGUUCCUCAAUUGCGUUGCCUACGUUGGCCCGCCUGCAGAGCGAGCAAGGCUUCAGAGCCAGCUGACGACGGCAGACAUCGUUGUGACCUCUUAUGAUGUUUGCCGCAAUGAUAACGACGUUCUUAACCCUAUCAGCUGGAACUACUGCGUGCUCGAUGAGGGCCACCUGAUCAAGAACCCCAAGGCAAAGAUCACACUUGCGGCGAAGCGACUGAUUAGCAACCAUCGCUUGAUUCUCUCGGGCACACCGAUUCAGAACAAUGUCCUGGAAUUGUGGUCUCUUCUUGAUUUCCUGAUGCCUGGGUUCUUAGGCACGGAGAAGGUGUUCCUCGACCGAUUCGCCAAACCCAUUGCCGCCAGUCGUUUCAGCAAGUCCUCAUCGAAAGAACAGGAGGCCGGUGCCCUAGCGAUCGAGGCACUGCAUAAGCAAGUUUUGCCGUUCCUGCUUCGUCGCCUCAAGGAGGAGGUCUUGAACGAUCUUCCGCCUAAGAUCAUCCAGAACUACUACUGUGACCCGAGUGAGCUCCAGAAGAAACUGUUUGAGGACUUCACCAAGAAGGAGCAGAAGGAGUUGGCGGACAAGGUGGGAAGCUCGGAUCGCUCCGACAAAGAACAUAUCUUUCAAGCCUUGCAGUACAUGCGUCGUCUGUGCAACUCGCCUGCCCUGGUGGUCAAGGAUGGCCACAAGCAGUUUGACGAGGUCCAGAACUUCCUGACGGCCAAGAAGUCCAACAUCCGCGAUGUGUCGCAUGCUCCUAAACUCUCGGCGCUCCGCGAUCUUCUGAUCGACUGCGGGAUCGGCCUCGACCACACGGCCGAGGGAGAACUGGACACAGGCGCCAGCUAUGUCAGCCCGCAUCGGGCCCUUGUCUUCUGCCAGAUGAAGGAGAUGCUGGACAUCGUGCAGAACGAUGUGCUCAAGAAGCUCCUCCCGUCUGUGCAAUACCUUCGCCUGGAUGGCAGCGUCGAGGCCACCAAGCGCCAGGACAUCGUCAACCGCUUCAACACCGACCCCAGCUACGACGUUCUGCUCCUCACCACCAGCGUCGGUGGACUGGGUCUUAACCUCACGGGGGCAGACACCGUCAUUUUCGUGGAGCACGACUGGAACCCGCAGAAGGAUAUCCAAGCCAUGGACCGCGCACACCGUAUCGGCCAGAAGAAGGUCGUUAAUGUCUAUCGCUUGAUCACAAGAGGUACAUUGGAGGAAAAGAUUUUGAAUCUCCAACGAUUCAAGAUCGACGUCGCCUCCACGGUGGUCAAUCAACAAAAUGCCGGCCUCGGCACAAUGGACACAGACCAGCUCCUGGACCUCUUCAAUCUCAGCGAAACGGCUGAAACGGCCGAGAAACCGGGCGACCAGGCCGGCAACGAGGUCGACAUGGUCGAUAUCGAUGGCGAAGUCAAGGAGAAGGGCAAGAAGGGCUGGCUGGAUGAUCUCGGCGAGCUGUGGGAUGAAAGCCAAUACCAGGAAGAAUAUAACCUGGACUCCUUCUUGGCUUCGAUGAAGUGA